Messenger RNA from Perognathus longimembris pacificus (Pacific pocket mouse), 4393 nucleotides. RefSeq names its product anoctamin 8 (gene Ano8). Gene Ontology annotation, cellular component: plasma membrane. The transcript is spliced from 19 exons. The coding region runs from base 412 to 4155 and encodes 1247 amino acids. The record is from RefSeq and is a predicted model, not a curated record. Gene Ontology annotation, molecular function: chloride channel activity. Gene Ontology annotation, biological process: chloride transmembrane transport. NCBI's taxonomy places the organism in Eukaryota, Metazoa, Chordata, Mammalia, Rodentia, Heteromyidae.
UCGUGGGCCCGGGGUCCUGCCGUGUCCUCCGCGGGGUGAGUUUCUGCCCCGGGAUCUUUCCUCCGACCCGGGCCUGACCCCGGGUUGCCGAGGGGGCGGGGACACGUGGGAGACCGAGGCGGAUCCGCGGGAGCGAGCCCGGGAGAGCCGCGCGGGCAGGGACGGGAACCGCGCGCGGCGGGCGGGCCGAAUUGAGAGCCGCCCUCCUGCGCGAAGGACGACGGAGCCCGGAGAUUCGGCUCGGGCGGGGACGAGCAGCAGCGCCCCGGCUCCCGGGGACCGCGGCCGGCGCGGGCGGGCGGGCGCGGCCUUUGUCUCCACACGCGCGCUCGGCGGCCGCCCCGGCUCCAUGCGUCCGCCGACCCCCGGCGCCCGGGCCGCCCACAGCACCUAGCCUUGCCCGUCUUCACCAUGGCCGAGUCAGCCUCGGGCGCCGGGGGCUCGUCGCUGGAAGCGGAGCGAGGCAAGCGGCCGCCGCCCGAGGGCGAGCCUGCAACCCCCGCGUCAGGAGUUUUGGAUAAGCUUUUUGGGAAGCGGCUCCUGCAGGCGGGUCGCUACCUGGUGUCCCACAAAGCAUGGAUGAAGACGGUGCCCACUGAGAACUGUGACGUGCUGAUGACCUUCCCAGACACAACCGAUGACCACACGCUGCUCUGGCUGCUGAACCACAUCCGCGUGGGCAUCCCCGAGCUCAUUGUGCAAGUCCGCCACCAUCGCCAUACGCGUGCCUACGCCUUUUUCGUCACCGCCACCUAUGAGAGUCUGCUCCGAGGGGCCGACGAGCUGGGCCUGCGCAAAGCUGUGAAGGCCGAGUUCGGAGGAGGCACUCGGGGCUUCUCCUGUGAAGAGGACUUCAUUUAUGAGAAUGUGGAAAGUGAGCUGCGCUUCUUCACCUCUCAGGAACGGCAAAGCAUUAUCCGCUUCUGGCUGCAGAACCUGAGAGCAAAGCAGGGCGAGGCGCUGCACAACGUGCGCUUCCUGGAGGACCAGCCAAUCAUCCCAGAGCUGGCGGCACGUGGGAUCAUCCAGCAGGUCUUCCCUGUCCACGAGCAGCGUAUCCUGAACCGCCUCAUGAAGUCAUGGGUGCAGGCUGUCUGUGAAAACCAGCCUUUAGAUGAUAUCUGUGAUUACUUUGGUGUGAAGAUUGCCAUGUAUUUUGCUUGGCUGGGUUUCUACACAUCAGCAAUGGUGUACCCGGCUGUCUUUGGCUCUGUCCUGUACACAUUUACAGAGGCUGACCAGACAAGCCGGGAUGUGUCUUGUGUGGUCUUUGCUCUCUUCAACGUGAUCUGGUCAACACUGUUCUUGGAGGAAUGGAAACGGAGGGGGGCAGAGCUGGCCUACAAGUGGGGGACGCUAGAUUCACCUGGGGAAGCCGUGGAGGAGCCUCGUCCCCAGUUCAGGGGUGUGCGCCGCAUCAGCCCUGUGACACGAGCAGAGGAGUUCUACUACCCACCCUGGAAGCGGCUGCUCUUCCAGCUGCUCGUGAGCCUCCCCUUGUGUCUGGCCUGCCUUGCCUGUGUCUUCCUGCUCAUGCUCGGAUGCUUCCAGCUGCAGGAGCUGGUGCUGAGCAUGAAGGGGCUGCCCCGCUUGGCCCGCUUCCUGCCCAAGGUCGUGUUGGCCCUGCUGGUCAGCGUGAGUGCGGAGGGUUACAAGAAGCUGGCCAUCUGGCUCAACGACAUGGAGAACUACCGGCUAGAGAGUGCCUAUGAGAAGCACCUCAUCAUCAAGGUUGUCCUGUUCCAGUUUGUCAAUUCCUACCUGAGCCUCUUCUACAUUGGCUUCUACCUCAAGGACAUGGAGCGCCUGAAAGAGCUCCUGCUCGUCCUGUCCCUGUCCCAGAGCCUUGAGCGGCAGCUGCGAGCUGUGCUGAUACCGCUCGUGGCCCUGAGGUUACGCCUGCUCCUCCUGUCCCUCCGGGUUCUCCUGCUCACCGCCCGGGCCAAAAUGCUGGCCACGCUGCUGAUCACCCGCCAGUUCCUCCAGAACGUGCGCGAGGUCCUGCAACCGCACCUCUACCGCCGGCUGGGCGGUGGCGAGCUGGGCCUCAGGGCUGUCUGGGAGCUUGCCCGAGCCCUGCUUGGCCUGCUGAGCUUCCGGCGCCCAGCACCCCAUCGCCUGGAACCCCAAGCUGAAGAUGGUGGUAGAGGGGGCCGCAGGUGUCUCAGCGGGGGUUGCGGGGCACCGGAGGAGGAGGAAGAGGCGGCCAUUGAGCGGAGGCCAGCGGGGGAAGGUGGGGAGGACAGGGAUGGGCCUGGAGGUGGCAAGGAAGAGGAGGAGGAAGAGGAGGAGGAGGAAGAAGAGGACGAAGACGAGGGUGAGGAUGGGGGCCUCCUAGACUGUGGACUCCGGCUGAAGAAGGUCAGCUUUGCAGAGCGUGGGGCUGGGCGACAUAGACCGGGCCCAAGCCCAGAAGCCCUCCUGGAGGAGGGGAGCCCCACCAUGGUGGAGAAGGGGCUGGAGCCAGGGGUGUUCACACUGGCAGAGGAGGAUGAUGAGGCUGAGGGUCCUCCUGGCAGUCCUGAGCGAGAACCCCCAACCAUCCUGCUUCGCCGGGCUUGGGGCGAGGGCCGGGAUCAGGGGCCAGAUGGAGGCCCAGGCCCAGAGCCUGGCUCUGGAGACUCUGCUGGGAGGCCCAAGAAGCAGAACCGGUCUUCGUGGAUUGACCCACCUGAAGAAGAGUACUCACCCCAGCUCACCCAGGCUGAGCUGGAGAGCUGCAUGAAGAAAUAUGAGGAUACAUUUCAGGACUACCAGGAGAUGUUUGUGCAGUUUGGCUACGUUGUGCUCUUCUCCUCGGCCUUCCCUCUGGCUGCGCUGUGCGCCCUGGUGAACAACCUCAUCGAGAUCCGAAGCGAUGCCUUCAAGCUGUGCACGGGCCUGCAGCGGCCCUUUGGCCAGCGUGUGGAGAGCAUCGGCCAGUGGCAGAAGGUGAUGGAGGCCAUGGGCGUGCUGGCCAUUGUGGUGAACUGCUACCUCAUCGGCCAGUGCGGUCAGCUGCAGCGCCUCUUCCCCUGGCUGAGCCCGGAGGCGGCCAUCGUGUCUGUGGUGGUGCUCGAGCACUUCGCUCUGCUCCUCAAGUACCUCAUCCAUGUGGCUAUCCCUGACAUCCCAGGCUGGGUGGCCGAAGAGAUGGCCAAGCUGGAAUACCAGCGGCGGGAGGCCUUCAAGCGGCACGAGCGCCAGGCCCAGCACCAUUUCCAGCAGCAGCAGCGGCGGCGGCGGGAAGAGGAGGAGCGACAGCGGCACGCGGAGCACCACGCGCGGCGGGAGCGCGAGGCCGGCGGCCGGGAGGAGGCGCGGGCCGAGGGCGCCGGCCCCGAGGCGGCCGCGGACCGGGGCGCGGCCAAGGCGAAGGGCGGCGGCGCGGGCAGCGCGGGGUCCGAGCGCCCCAAGCGCCCGGGGUCGCUGCUGGCGCCCAACAACGUCCUGAAGCUGAAGCAGAUCAUCCCGCUGCAGGGCCGCUUCCUGUCCGCAGGGCCCGCGGCGCUGGCGGGCGCGGGGCCCGGGCCGGGGCUCGGCGCCAGGCCGGCCCCCACGCAGUCGCCCCCGGGCGGUGACACGCGUCUGUCCGGCUUCCUCAGCUUCCGGUUCCUCAAGGCCCCCGAGGCGCGGCGGGAGGAGCGCAGCCACUCCCCGCCCAAGGCCUUCCACGCCGCUAAGCUCUUCCCGUUCGCGCCCCGCGGCGCCGAGCCCAACGGGGCGGGCGGCCCGACACGGCCCGACGCGGGCCCCGGCAGCGGUGGCGGCGGCGGCGGCCGGGUCUCCAGGAGCGGCGCCCCUGACGAGGCACCGGCGGAGGAGCCCGACGCCCCCAGGGCCGACGAGGAAGGCCCAGGGACCACGCUGGCCCCAGCGGCCGCCAGCACCCGCCGCAGCCGGAGCCCCGCACCGCCGCCCCGGCCCCCGACACCGCCCCCGGGCUGUUGGCAGUGGGACGCGCCGUGGGGUUGCGGGGGCGAGGGGGCCGCCCUGCGCCAGGCCCCGCCGGCCGCCGAGUGCCCGCCCUGCGCCCUGGCUGGGUCCCCACCCGCCUCCCAGCCCCUGCCCGCCGACACCAGCUUCUACAGCCUCCCGCCGCCGGCGCUCGACCCCCCCAGCCCCAGCCCCAGCCCCAGCCCCCAGGCCGUGUGUUGGCCUGGCGGCUGGCACUAGCGCCAUAUGCAAUAUCAGUCAUUAACCUGGUGGAACGCGCUUCGCCCCAAAAGACAGCCCCAGUAUUGGUCGUCCCCUCCGAUCUGCCGUUUUCCUUUCUGCCUGGAUGGGGACCGGGAACCCCCGAACCAAUUAGAAACACACAACAUAGGCAAUUAUUUAUUUGUUUUUAAUUUAUUUUGUCAUAUUUUUGUAAAACGGCAGAAAUGCAAUAAAAAGUAUAUUUCAAGUGUCAAAA